AGGCCCUACACUGGCCUUUCCAGGGAGGCUCAGAGCCAGAGCGAGCCCAUUGCAAACCCAUAGUUGGUGACUCGGCCUUGGUCUGUGACUCAGACUUAGAGCACCUUGGCUUCAAGGCACUUAGCCCCAUUUCUGGCCUUUCAUUAUCUUGAGGAAAAUUAGCCUGAGAAACCUAAGGCCAAGCCCAACCGUGAUGGGGAAGUGCCUCUGACAACCCCAUACCAGCAAUUUCCCAUGCAGCACGCAUUUCCCAGCACCCGGCUGUUAAACACCAUAUGCCUCCCUCCAUCCAACCAAGACCACAAAGCCAACUCACCAGCUUGUGUGCCAGCAGAAACUGCAAGACAAAAGAGGGAAACAAAUACUGAGCAGAAGAGGAGAUCAGGGCAGCCCUCGUGUGGCAUGGGCGUAAUUCCCGGCCCACCCCUGCUCCGGCAGUCCUAGUGCCAAGAAUCAAGGUCUCCAUGGCGGCUUGCGCUCUAGUCUCCAGGGUGUGCACCUCCUGCCCUCUUCCCAACACCACUUCCUCCUUAGUCCCCACUCCCAAAACAAGGGUGCGGGCUGAAUUGCCCUUGAAUCAAGCCAUAGACACAACCUCAACCCAAGUUCCCCCAAAAGGGCAGAAAUGAAAAGUCUUAGAGGGGAACCCUGGAAUGUCAGAAUGGAAGAGACAGAAUGGACGGGCUCACCCAUCCUGGUCCAUAGCCUUCACCUUACAGAUAGGGAAACUGAACCCAGCAGGGCAAGGUAACAGCGACCUCGUAGUCCCCCUCGGCCUCCUGGUUAUGCCCAAAUCGGGCUGGCAUUCUCAUCUCUAGCCUCCAAAUGGCUUGUCCCGGGAGCUAAAUUGAGUGUUCUCCGCACAGCAAGGAGUCCUAUUCCUUGGUUGGGGGCCCUCCCUGGUCUGAAAAGUGGGCUCCACCGGACCCAGGGCAUCUGGAGCUUCUGUCUCAGCCAAAGUGACUCUGACUUACCUAGAAGUAGCAGGGCCGUUGAGGACACCAGCUGCCACAUGCUGUCACAUUAGGGUCAGCAAGUCACUGCAGAUAUGCCGAGCUCUGAAGGGAUGCAGCUAACUAGAAGAGAGGAAGUAAAGAGUCUUUUCCCCCACCCCCUAGCUCAUUAUUCUUUAGGUUCCUUUUCCUGGAAAGUCAUCUGAUUUCUGAAUCUGAAUUCUGACAAGUGAGCCCCAGGAUGGGGCAGGCAGGGGAGGAAAAAAGCCGGAAAGAGAAGCUGAGGUGGAUGAGCACCCUCGGGUCCACAGGAGACUACAGGCAAGCAUCUAGUGACAUGGAUAAAUCUGAUCAGUCUCAAAAUAAGUUUCCCUACCUGGCGGGUUUGGAUCCACUCAGUGCCAAGAACAAGAAGAUAUCACAACCCUGGGGAUGAGACCCAAGGAGAAGGGCAUUCCCUGAAGAGGUCUCUUGUUUUCCUCCAGAACUCUCCUGCCUGGCCCAGACCCGGCUCCAUCCACCUGGACCUACCUGCCUGUAUUCAUUUAAAUCUUCAGACCCUGAGGAAGGGUCCCUCCCUGCAGUGUUGUCUCCACCAGCUUAUUUUUCAAGAAUUCAAAAUGCAUGUGUGUAGAGGUCUAUGACGCACUUCUUAGCAUGAAUUUGACCAUGAGAUUCACACCUUCUGUUAAGAGAAGCCCAGGCGAGGGGCAGGGGCUCACCAUUAAGGACCUGAAGUCAGAAGGCCGAUGAAUGUAAGCAAGACUGUGUCUGAAUGUCAUUGUCUGAUGUCAAGAGUCACUCAAGCAGAAGAGCAGAGCAGGUGGUUUAAAUUUAGCUCUGUGCAACUCACGGAAGGCUUCGUGGAGGAGUUUGGCCUUGAAGAAUGACUAUGAGUUGGCAAAAUAGCUUCGUCCACAGACAACAGCAUGAACAGAAACAUAGCAACCCAUGGCAAAUCUAGGGGACCACAAGAAGGUAGGUAUUAGCCGAGCAUAGGAUUGGAGUGGGGACACCAGUGACAGAUGCGCUCAGACGCUAUGUGCCACCCUGACGGGUACAGAUGCCACCUCCAAGCUUUGAAUAUCACCCUGAAGACAAUGGGAAGUCACUGAAGGAUUUUGAGCAGGGAGGUAACUUGAUCUGUUAGCCACUCAUGGUUUUGUUUUUAACUGUUUUUAACCAGUAUUGCCAUUUUGGAUUUUAGCCCAUCAGGGGGUAUAUAUACAGAUAUCUCGUUGUAUUUUGAAUUUGCAUCUCCCCUGGUAAGUAAUGAUGUUGCCUAUUUUUUCAUGUGCUUAUUUGGCCAUUUGGAUAUCCUCUUCUGUGAACUGUCUGUUUAAAUCCUUUGCUCACUUUUUAAUUGUGUUGUCUGUCUUCUCACUGAUGUGUAGGCAUUCCCUAUGGAUUCUUUGUCGUGGCUGCUCAUUUGUUAAAUGAUGUCUUUUGAUGAACAAAAGCUUGGACCCAAGGCGACAUCUAGGGCAACUCAGCCGGAGGAACCUUUGAGCUUCAGAAAGAAAAGGGGUUUCCCCUGCAAGGGAAGAGGGAAGGAAGGCGGCCUUCCUGAAGCCUCCGGAGCCAGGGGAGAUGACCUGCAGUCCUCAUCUCAAGGAAAAGGCUGGAAAACAAGAUACAAGGAAGCUUUCCCUCUUAAGCUAACUAUCACUCAUAGCAAUUUGGCAAAUUCUACCUUUGUAAGCAGAGUGGAAAUAUUGAUCUUUUUCUCCCUGAGGGCCCCUCCAGAAUAUGAAAACUUAACAGCUGCAUCUUCUAGUGCAGUGCCAGCCGCGUCCCCGAGACACGAUGGUGAAGGUUGGAGUGAACGGAUGUGGCUGUAUUGGGCGCCUGGUCACUAGGGCUGCUUUUAACUCUGGCAAAGUGGAUAUUGUCGCCAUCAGUGACCCCGUCAUUGACCUCAACUACAUGGUAUACAUGUUCCAGUAUGAUUCUACCCACAGCAAAUUCCACGGCAUGGUCAAGGCUGAGAAUGGAAAACUUGUCAUCAAUGGGAAGUCCAUCUCCAUCUUCCAGGAGUGAGAUCCCACCAACAUCAAAUGGGGUAAUGUUGGUGCUGAGUAUGUUGUGGAGUCCACUGGGGUCUUUUUUUUUUUUUUUUUUUUUUUUUUUACUGGGUUCUUCACCACCAUUGAGAAGGCUGGGGCUCACUGGAAGGGCGGGGCCAAGAAGGUCAUCAUCUCAGCUCCUUCUGCUGAUGCCCCCAUGUUUGUGAUGGGCGUGAACCACGAGAAGGUUGACAACUCCCUCAAGAUUGUCAGCAAUGCCUCCUGCACCACCAACUGCUUGGCUCCUCUGGCCAAAGUCAUCCAUGACCACUUCGGCAUCGUGGAGGGCCUCAUGACCACCGUCCAUGCCAUCACUGCCACCCAGAAGACCGUGGACGGUCCCUCUGGGAAGUUGUGGUGGGAUGGCCGAGGGGCUGCCCAGAACAUCAUCCCUGCUUCCACUGGCGCCGCCAAGACUGUGGGCAAGGUCAUCCCUAAGCUGAACAGGAAGCUCACUGGCAUGUCCUUCCAUGUCCCCACCCCCAACGUGUCAGUUGUGGAUCUGACCUGCCGCCCGGAGAAAGCUGCCAAAUAUGACGACAUUAAGAAGGUGGUGAAGCAGGCAUCGGAGGGUCCCCUCAAGGGCAUCCUGGUCUACACUGAGGACCAGAUCGUCUCCUGUGACUUCAACAGUGACACCCACUCUUCCACUUUCAACGCUGGGACUGGCAUUGCCCUCAAAGACCACUUCAAGCUCAUUUCCUGGUAUGACAAUGAAUUCGGCUACACCAACCAACCGGGUGGUGGACCUCAUGGUCCACAUGGCCUCCAAGGAGUAAGAGCCUCCUGGACCACCAGCCCCAGCAAGAACAAGAAGAAGAGAGAGGUCCUCAGCUGCUGGGGAGUCCCUGCCCCAACUUAAUCCCCCAACACACUGAGAAUCUCCUAAUCUCAUUUACAUCCCAGACCCUGAGGAAGGGGAGGGGCUUGGGGAGCCCUACCUUGUCAUGUACCAUCAACAUAGUAUACUGUACCCAGCCAAAUAAAAUAAAAUAACAUAA
Molecule: messenger RNA, 4020 nt
Organism: Canis lupus familiaris (dog)
Lineage: Eukaryota; Metazoa; Chordata; Mammalia; Carnivora; Canidae
Product: glyceraldehyde-3-phosphate dehydrogenase-like
Biological process (GO): glucose metabolic process
Molecular function (GO): NADP binding; oxidoreductase activity, acting on the aldehyde or oxo group of donors, NAD or NADP as acceptor; NAD binding
Source: RefSeq, a predicted model, not a curated record